This is a messenger RNA of Polistes canadensis, 1272 nucleotides long. Its product is annotated as 5'-AMP-activated protein kinase subunit beta-2-like. Gene Ontology annotation, cellular component: nucleotide-activated protein kinase complex; cytoplasm; nucleus. Gene Ontology annotation, molecular function: protein kinase binding. Gene Ontology annotation, biological process: signal transduction. The coding region runs from base 249 to 1088 and encodes 279 amino acids. The transcript has 5 exons. NCBI's taxonomy places the organism in Eukaryota, Metazoa, Arthropoda, Insecta, Hymenoptera, Vespidae. The record is from RefSeq and is a predicted model, not a curated record.
UAUACUGGCUACUAUUCACCUAUUGCUUCUUCUUAAAUUGUAACAUAUGCAAUCAUAUUAAUAUACUUUUCACUUUAUUACCGAUUUAUGUAAUAAAUAGCAAAAUAGUAUAAAAAACAAAUUCGUAUAUUUUACUAAGUAAAAAAGAAACAAAAAUUCUAUUCCUACAUGAUUACUUUUUAUUACGAAAACAUAACCUAUUGAAAAUAUUACUUUUGUACUAGAAUUAGUGUUAUUAUCAAACAAUAAUGGGAAAUGCUGGAAGUAAUCAAACAGUGAGUCAAAGUCAUAAUUCGGAUAGAGAUCAUCGUCAUGGUAAAGAACACGCACCACCCUCUCCUGGGAAGGAAGGUCAAGCAUUUGUUUUUGACAAAAAGCCUCAUAAUCUAGUUUUCCAGUCAUCUCACGAAGAAGAAGAGCCUUAUUAUACAAAAACAAGCCAACAGGAUGGAAAUAAUUUUGGUGGCUCACGUCCAAGAUCAAAUACAGUUUCCGAAGGAACAAAGGUUGCAGAUAGCAAAGUAUUGCCUACAGUUUUUAAAUGGGAAGGCGGUGGAAAGCAAGUAUACAUCAGUGGAACGUUCACUGGAUGGAAAACAUUGCCUAUGGUAAAGAGUCAUGGUGAUUUUGUUACUAUUAUCGAUCUACCAGAAGGAGAACAUCAGUACAAAUUUUAUGUCGAUGGAGAAUGGAGGCAUGAUCCUGGUUUGAAAAUAGUUGACAACGGUAUGGGCUCUAAAAACAACUUAGUAUCUGUAAAACAAUCAGACUUUGAAGUUUUCCAAGCUCUUGCUAAAGAUAGCGAAGGUGUUUCUAAUAGUAUUCAAACCGAAUAUGGUCAAGAAAUUCCGCCUCAUAAACCAUGGGAAAAAGUAGUUGGACCACCAAUUCUACCACCGCAUUUAUUGCAAGUUAUUCUUAAUAAGGAUACACCAUUAUCGUGUGAGCCAACUCUUCUACCAGAACCAAAUCACGUGAUGUUAAAUCAUCUUUACGCUUUAAGUAUUAAGGAUAGCGUUAUGGUUUUAUCCGCCACGCAUCGCUAUCGAAAAAAAUAUGUCACUACUCUACUAUAUAAACCAAUUUAAUAAUUUACGUCUGUCCUAUGUGUAAAUGUGAUUCUUAGAGCUAGUUAUCAUGGAACGAUACAUAACAAAUUGCCUUCAUUAUUCCUACAUCAGAAAUUCAGGAAGUCCAGUCUUCGAAUUAAUACUUUCUGUAAAGUAUACAUAAGAUCGUCCGUGACUGCAAGCUUCUAAAAUAGAAGAGAUG